UGGGAACUAUUCUCCGUAAUUAUCGCGGAUGGAGCAUGGUGUGUUAGAUAUGAAUAGAUUUAAUAUUUUGAUCGAUUUUUGAUUUACCUUUACAGAUACCAGAUCGAUGAUUGAUCAUAUAUAGGGAAGACGUGAGGAAUAUCGGAAAACAUAUAGGGAAUACAUGCUUUCACAAUAUAGGGUUAAAAGAAAGGAAGUGAGAAGGAAUAUAGCCCUGAAACGUGGGGUAUGGCGCGCUGUCGCUGCAGGGGGAAGCUGCUGUGCAUGUGUCUGCUGCCCUGCAUGAUGACUGGCCACCUCGUCAUCUACAUCCUGGUGUCCAUCUUCGUCACCCUCUCCUACACCCCGCCAAAGAUCCCCCAGCGCUACGUGGCCCCGGGGGCCUCAGACCGGGGCCCCUGGUCCCCCUUGCCCCUCCAGCCCUUCUGGAACCUGCAGCUGGAGCGUGCCCUGUGGAACCGGCUGCAGCACGCCUUGGACCGCCGGCACAACCCCAUCCUGAACGCCAACGCCACGAGCUCGGACGCCAACGCCACCCAGCGGGACUGCCGGGCGGGCCUGCCCCCGGACGGCCCGGCGGACCUCCCGGAGCAGGUGCGGGCGUUCGUGGGGUCCAUGCACCGGCGGCGCUACCCUCUCAUCAUCAACCAGCCCAACGUCUGCGGCCCCGACGGGGCCCUCACCCCCGGCUCCCCCGCCCUCCUCAUCGCCGUCAAGUCCCAGGUGGGGAACUUUGAGAACCGCCAGGCCAUCCGCGAGACCUGGGGCCGGCGGGGGCGGGUCACCGGCCCCAUGGGUAGGGGGGUGUGGGAGGUGCGGACCGUGUUCCUGCUCGGCCGACAGGACGCGGGCAACGGGCCGCACCCGGACCUGGGCCGGCUGCUGGAGCUGGAGAACCGGCAGCACGCCGACAUCCUGCAGUGGGACUUCAGGGACACCUUCUUCAACCUCACCCUGAAGGAGCUGCUGUUCUGGGGCUGGUUCGAGGAGCACUGCCCCACCGCCACCUUCGUGUUCAAGGGGGACGACGACGUGCUGGUGCGGACCAACCGGCUGCUGGAGUACCUGCAGCACCGGCUGGACGAGCACCUGCUGUGGCGCGGCCUGCAGAACAACAGCGACGCCUCCUUCGACCUGUUCGUCGGGGAGGUCAUCAACAACGCCCGGCCCAACCGCGAGCCCGACACCAAGUACUACAUCCCCGAGAGCUUCUACAGCGGCGUGUACCCGCCCUACGCCGGCGGCGGGGGCGUGGCUUACUCGGGCUCGCUGCUGAUGCGUCUGAAGGAGGUGUCGGAGCUGGUGCAGAUGUUCCCCAUCGACGACGUGUACCUGGGCAUGUGUCUGAACCGCCUGGGCGUGGCGCCCAGCCACCACCCCGGCUUCUUCACCUUCGACCUGCCGCGCUACAAGAGGACUAAGCCGUGCUCCUACAGGUCGGUGCUUCUGGUGCACAAGCGGACGCCCAAGCAGAUGCUGCUGCUGUGGCGGGCGCUGCUCGGACUUCCCGGGCGCUGCUGAGCUGGAUUUGAUAUUCAAAUGUGGGGCUGGUGCCCUGCGUCCUCUGAGGCAUGAGAGAUAGAGGCUGGAGGGUGUCGGGCUGCGUGUUCAGAGCAGCCAGACAGACGUCAGACAUGCUGAUUUGUUUGACUCAGGUUAAGACACCCCCCACCUCCUCCCGAGUUGGACCUAUUCAGUUGAGCUGUGUCUGAAUCAAGAUCAACACGGCUCUCUGUCUGCCUGAGUGAUUAAGGAAUGCUUUUCUGAGCUGCCUGGGCAUUAAGGAAAUGAAAAAUGUGCACGUUUUAAGAUCUCAUGCUUAACUCUGCUUUUCUCAAUGUUUAUGAUUUUUUUUUACCUUCUAUGUACAUACUCAUGUUA
Messenger RNA from Gadus chalcogrammus (walleye pollock), 1881 nucleotides. RefSeq names its product N-acetyllactosaminide beta-1,3-N-acetylglucosaminyltransferase 2. Bases 229 to 1521 code for a protein of 430 amino acids. The transcript has 2 exons. Gene Ontology annotation, molecular function: hexosyltransferase activity. NCBI's taxonomy places the organism in Eukaryota, Metazoa, Chordata, Actinopteri, Gadiformes, Gadidae. The record is from RefSeq and is a predicted model, not a curated record. Gene Ontology annotation, cellular component: membrane.